Messenger RNA from Notechis scutatus (mainland tiger snake), 2734 nucleotides. It is a transcript of the gene RAB23, whose product is annotated as RAB23, member RAS oncogene family. The record is from RefSeq and is a predicted model, not a curated record. Gene Ontology annotation, molecular function: GTP binding; GTPase activity. Lineage: Eukaryota; Metazoa; Chordata; Lepidosauria; Squamata; Elapidae.
GGGGGCGGCAGGCGAGGCUGGCUGGCUGGCGAAGCGUCUGUCCCCAUUCGGUAAAGCAGACACGGCGGGGAAGAGAGCUUUCCCGAGCUAGUCCCGCCGCGGCCCUGACGGCGUUUCCGGCCCUGUAGAGAAUUCAGAGAUCUAUACUAAAUUGAGAAACAAAUUACAACUUUCAAAAUGCUGGAAGAAGAUUUGGAGGUGGCCAUCAAGGUGGUUGUGGUUGGAAAUGGAGCUGUAGGGAAAUCUAGUAUGAUCCAGAGAUAUUGCAAAGGGAUUUUUACAAAAGACUAUAAAAAAACAAUUGGAGUUGAUUUCUUGGAAAGAGAAAUGCAAGUCAAUGAUGAAGAUGUCCGGUUAAUGCUAUGGGAUACAGCAGGUCAAGAAGAAUUUGAUGCAAUUACUAAAGCUUAUUAUAGAGGAGCCCAGGCUUGUGUGCUUGUGUUUUCAACCGUUGAUAGGGAAUCUUUUGAAGCAAUUCCUACCUGGAGAGAGAAAGUUGUAUCUGAAGUCGGAGAGAUUCCCACAGUUCUUGUUCAGAAUAAGAUUGACCUCCUGGAUUGCUCUUGUAUAAAAAAUGAAGAAGCAGAGGCGCUUGCAAAAAAACUAAAAUUAAGAUUUUAUCGGGCAUCUGUAAAGGAAGACUUAAAUGUAACAGAAGUUUUUAGAUAUUUGGCUGAGAAGUACCUUCAAAAACUUAAGCAACGAAUAAUGGAAGAUCCAGAAGUUGUACACACAAGUAGUAACAGAAUUGGUGUUUUCAAUACGGCAGGUGGAAGUCAUUCUGGCCAGAAUUCCAACUUGCUUAACGGAGGAGGUGAUGUCAUCAACCUUAGGCCAAACAAACAAAGGACCAAGAAAAGCCGAAGCCCUUUCAGCAGCUGCAGCAUACUCUAGAACUGCAAAUCAUGGUCUGACCGAGUUGUUUAACUGAUGUCCUUAAGGAACACAACUGGCUGUAGAGGUGUUUUUAUCAGUGCUUUAGCAGAGUUGCACACAAUGGACCUACACUGAUAGGGAAUAAUACUGCUGUUUAAAUGAAUGACUCGUAAUGGCAAAUAGUGAGAUCCCAACAGGGUCAGAAAUAAUACCAUUGGCCAUGCAUUCAUUUGACAUUCAGUAAGACAACUUUCUAGUUGAAAGGAAUGAUGAAUUAAUAUAUACAGUAGGUUUCAUUUUAAACAAAAUUUGAGCUGAAAGGCUUAAAUAACUUGUUCGUAAAAUAGUUUUUCUAUUUGUUAGAUCCUGUGGCUCAGAGGCAGAGCCUUAAUAAUGAAGCAAAAAUUAACAGUUUUUAAAACAGUCCAGUAUAUAUUUUGGCAAUGUUGGUAGUGCAAUAUUUGUAUGACUUAUGAAACUUAACUGCAGUGUGUAUCUGCAGAAACAUCUUCAAAGACUCAGGUAGCUAAACACAAAUUAGGUCUAGGUCGAAAGUUUUGGCAACAAAAUAAGUUGUUUCACAAAUUCAAACAUUUUUUUUUUCUAAUGGUACUGGCACAUUUCAAUUUUCUCUACACUGUGGGCCUUAACUUUUUUUAUUGUACUGUGCCAAAAAGUAAUGUUUAUGCUGCUAUAUGUCUUUAUUUUAGUCAAUUAUUAUCAGACACACACAGUACAUUCUAAAUUAUAACAGGACAAGUAAAUGAGAAAUUGUACGACCAAACAGAAUAUAGCAAGUUCCUUUUAAAAAAAAAUCCUCUAUUCAUUUACAUCCUUCAUACGUUCUUAAUGAAAAAUACAAAGUGGGUUAUCAAAAGAUUAAAGUGCGUCUUAUAUCUAAUGUGCAUUCCUAUUUAAGGCCCUUUUUCUUUUUCUGGUAUUAAACGAUGUGCCUGUUUUUGAUGACAUUGUGUGAAUGUAAAGUUCCUGUCUUAAUCUCUGUUUACCUAAUACCGAAUUCCACCAGAUGAAUGGAACUUGCUCUAAGUACACAUGCACAGAUCUCGUUGCUGUUCCACUGAUGCUAAUGUACCUCCAUGUAAUAUAUUUAGGUUCGGGAUGUUUAAAAAAUGAAGUCUUACAUUACAACAUUAUUCAUAAACCUUUAACCUUAUUUUCCCUGAUGAAAUAUGCCUCUACAAUAUUGUUUUCUGUUUACAAACUAUUCCUGCAGUAUUUCUGUUAGAAAACUUCUGCUAGCAGCUAAUUACUCUUUCUAAGAAAUGUUGAAAUAUCAAUAGUUCAGGAGCAUAAUUAUAUUCAAGACCAGAGCUGGAACUCUGCCAGCCUGAUUACAACAUUCUUUUUCUAUAUGAAUAUUAUUUUACAUUUUAUGUCUGUAAACACUAAAACAUUAUACUUAAAAGAGAUAUUACUUGUCCAAAAGUUUGUAUCUUGUAUUUUGGAACAGGGUUCUUACAUCCUGUUAAUUUAAUUAUAAUCUAAAAAUAAUUACAUUUUUUCCAGUGAUUACUUGGCCUGUUGUGUACUGAACAAUGUACCAAUCCUCAUGCUUAAGUAACCAUUUUCAUUGUUGGCAAUGAGAUGGGAUAUGAACAAUAACCCUUUUCAUUUUGAAAAAUCGGACCAAGUUUCUUCCUUUAAACAAGUCUAGUUAGUCACUAGGUGACUAUAUACAGGUCCAGAUUAUAUUUGUGUUGCAUUAUGGGACAAGAACACAGACAUAUUCAAAGUUGUUCAUUGAAAAAAGAAACAUCUUGGUUUAAAUAAGUAGGUUCUGCAUGCAUGCUAUUUUUAUAUGGAAAAUUUUACAUUAAAUGAUAGCCUUACAUGUUUA